UCGUCUCUAUCAGAAGCUAGCAGGACGCGUGUUUCUCUCUCUUCUCUCAACAAUGGCUCCUCGAUCGAUCUAGGGUUUUGGAUUUCCACAAUUCUCUCUGCUUUGUCCUUUCCACGGUGCCAUUUUUUCACGGAUCCCAAAUCUCAUUGGAAAAUGGGGCAGGACGGCUUCACGACCCAGAAGCGUACCUCCUCCGGCGCCGGCGCGGCUGGUCUUCCGACAACGACGGCGAACGGAGGCGGUGGACGGAGGUUACAACGUGGCAAGCAGAUCCAGAAGACGUUCAACAACAUCAAGAUCACCAUCCUCUGCGGCUUCGUCACCAUCCUCGUCCUUCGCGGCACCAUAGGCAUAAACCUCGGAAGCCCCGAAGCCGACGCCGUCAACCAGAACCUCAUCGAGGAGACCAAUCGGAUUCUUUCGGAGAUCCGAUCCGACUCGGAUCCCACCGACCCCGACGAGCCGACCGAGUCGGAUCUCAAUCUCAACAUGACCUACACUCUCGGACCAAAGAUCACAAACUGGGACGAACAACGCAAGGUAUGGCUAUCGCAAAACCCGGAGUUUCCUAACGUUGUCAAUGGCAAACCUAGGAUUUUGCUCCUGACAGGAUCGCCACCGAAACCUUGUGACAACCCCAUUGGCGAUCAUUACCUUUUGAAGUCGGUUAAGAACAAGAUUGAUUACUGUAGGCUUCACGGGAUCGAGAUUGUGUAUAACAUGGCUCAUUUGGACAAGGAGCUUGCUGGGUAUUGGGCGAAACUUCCAAUGCUCAGGAGAUUGAUGUUGUCUCACCCUGAAGUGGAAUGGAUUUGGUGGAUGGACAGUGAUGCAUUGUUCACGGACAUGGUGUUUGAGAUUCCCUUGUCCAAGUAUGAGAAACAUAACUUGGUUAUCCAUGGUUAUCCGGAUUUGUUGUUCGAACAGAAGUCUUGGAUUGCUUUGAACACAGGGAGUUUCUUGUUUAGAAACUGUCAAUGGUCUUUGGAUUUGUUGGAUGCUUGGGCGCCAAUGGGACCAAAGGGUCCAAUCCGUGAGGAAGCGGGGAGAAUUCUCACGGCGAAUCUGAAGGGAAGGCCGGCAUUCGAGGCAGACGAUCAAUCCGCCUUGAUAUAUCUGCUGCUUUCCCAGAAAGAUCAAUGGAUGGACAAAGUCUUUGUGGAGAAUCAGUACUAUCUGCAUGGGUUUUGGGAAGGAUUGGUGGAUAGAUACGAGGAAAUGAUGGAGAAGUACCACCCGGGAUUGGGAGAUGGGAGAUGGCCCUUUGUGACACACUUUGUCGGGUGCAAGCCAUGUGGAAGCUAUGCAGAUUACGCGGUGGAACGCUGCCUGAAGAGCAUGGAGAGAGCGUUUAACUUUGCCGAUAAUCAAGUGCUUAAGCUUUACGGGUUUGGUCACAGAGGAUUGUUGAGCCCCAAGAUCAAGAGGAUCAGGAACGAGACAACCGCCCCAUUGGAGUAUGUAAACAGGUUUGAUAUACGCAGAACAACGCCCGACAAGAUUGGGGCUCAGACAUAGCAGCUGGAACCGAAAUGGCUCCAGACAGUUUGAUUAUAUAGAUCUCUCCCCCUUUCUUUUGGAUUUCUUGCCCUUGGAUUCAACUUCAUGAACAAAGACAAAUGAUGAGUAGAUUCUUUUGUUAAUUGGUCCUUCAUGUUACAUUGGUGUAAUGUACCCUUUUACUACAAAGCGAAACCUCUUCUGCUGUUUAUAAUAUACCAAAGGGAAGGAAGAUGUUUGGAUUUCA
Molecule: messenger RNA, 1747 nt
Organism: Tarenaya hassleriana
Lineage: Eukaryota; Viridiplantae; Streptophyta; Magnoliopsida; Brassicales; Cleomaceae
Product: probable xyloglucan 6-xylosyltransferase 3
Exons: 1
Coding region: 154-1518 (454 amino acids)
Biological process (GO): xyloglucan biosynthetic process
Cellular component (GO): membrane; trans-Golgi network; endosome
Molecular function (GO): hexosyltransferase activity
Source: RefSeq, a predicted model, not a curated record